Molecule: messenger RNA, 1189 nt
Organism: Medicago truncatula (barrel medic)
Lineage: Eukaryota; Viridiplantae; Streptophyta; Magnoliopsida; Fabales; Fabaceae
Product: F-box protein At2g35280
Exons: 1
Coding region: 215-985 (256 amino acids)
Source: RefSeq, a predicted model, not a curated record
UUUAAGGGCAAUAAAGUCAUUAAAUUAAAUAGCAUAUAAAUCUUUAUUGAUUUCUUUUUAAUAAUAAUCUCAAUUUCUGUUUAAGAAAUCUCCAACUUAAUUUUUCACUCACUCCUAUCAAUCUUAUAAAUAAGAUUUCAGAAUUUUGCUAUAUAUUGAUACCAAACCACUGUUAUUCAAUCACACUUAACUCUUUCUUUGUUCUCUCUUUUCAAUGGCUUCCUUAAGAGUGAAGAAAGAAAUCAAUAAACCUAAAAGCCGCAAAAACCAAACACCCAUAAGCAUCGUAAAAACUCUUCCAAACGAUUUGUUGGUUAAUAUCGUGGGGAAGGUCGCAUCACGUUCCAUGGCUGAUCUUUGCAAAAUCAAAUUAAGCUGCAAAGAGUUUCUUAAUGCUUCAGAAGACGGUUACGUUUAUCAACAUGCAGCUAUGGAUAAGUUUGCUUUGGUUCCACUUCCAUGGUUCACCGAUGAAAAAGAAACCUCGUUCUUGAGUCGUUGCAAAGAAAGUGGUAACUUGGAGAUUACUUAUCGUGAAGGAAUGGUGCAAUAUUUCAGUACUUUGAUGGUGGAUUUAGGUUUGAAGAAUUUGAAGAAGGCUGCGCUAGAGGGUCAUCAUGAAGCCAAAUAUGUUUAUUCUAUGCUUUUGAUGGCUAAUUGUGAUGAUGAAGAAGGAAGAAAACUUGGGUUUGAUCUCUUUGGUGAGUUGAAGAAUUCCACAGGCAUUACUAUUGUGGGUUGUAGAAAGAGGGUGAAGUCUUUUAUUCAAAGCAUGUGGGUGAAGAAUGUUGUGGUGGCUCAAAAUCAAGGACUCUCUUUGUGUUCUUCUAGCACAUGCCACAACCCUAAGACAGAGAAGGUGGUGGUGAAGAAACACUCAACAUGGUUUAUGGAUGAAAGUGAUAAUGAUGAUGAUGUUGGUGUUUGCAAAUAUUGCGACGGAAACUAUGAAUUGAGUUUAUUUUCUAAGAUGUUUCGGGUAUAACUAUGUAAACUGGAAAGUACAAGCACUAGUACGUUAGCAUGAGAAUAGGAAAAAGCCUAUAAAAAAAGGCUUAGUUGAAGUCUAGUUCUUAUUCUAGUUUAAAGUUAUUUUUUAUUUCUCUAUUUUAGAUUUGAGGUUACUAUUGUAGAAACAAAAAUUGAAGUUGGUUCAACGUGUUUUUAUGAGAGAGAAUAUUUGUCAAAA